Molecule: messenger RNA, 1392 nt
Organism: Caenorhabditis briggsae
Lineage: Eukaryota; Metazoa; Nematoda; Chromadorea; Rhabditida; Rhabditidae
Exons: 10
Coding region: 1-1392 (463 amino acids)
Cellular component (GO): Cdc73/Paf1 complex
Molecular function (GO): protein binding
Source: RefSeq, a predicted model, not a curated record
AUGGACGAUUCUAUGAACGAUGAAGACAUACCAAAGGCCAGAAUGGUGGGAAAGUAUGAAAAAGCUCAUAAUCGGUCGCUAGUUGGAGUUUGGAGUUUCCGUUUUGGAGGGCAAAUCGGAGUGAUUUCCGUUUCGCAUGAGAAUUCGAAGCUCUGGAUUUUAUGUGAGAAUCGUGCAGAAGAUAGUAUAUUUUUGGACGAGAAGAUGAUUCUGACAACGUCACAAACUGCUAUACAGUCGGCAGAUGUUUCUGUGGAUGGACAGUGUAAGUGCUUGAAAAACAGAAAGUAUAAGAAAGUACGGUGCUUUUCAGAUGUCGUAAUGGUCGGACUAAAUUCAACAGUUUAUGAAGUAGAACUCAUUAAUUCUGUCAAAACGAUGGCUGUGGAUUUUGACUAUCUCGAAGCGACAUUCUGUGCUGUUCAACCUAAAAAGACAGGUUACAUCACCGCCGCCUAUUCUGGAUUCCUUAAGGAGAUCAGAAACUGUUCUAAAGAGUUGGUUCGGCAAGAAGCGUUUCCAGGUGUCCGACAGAUCAGUUGCUUGAAAUUUAGUCGUGAUGGAAAGUACUUGGCGGUCGGUCAGCUGGAUGGUGGAAUUGAAAUGCUUCAUUCGGAGGAUUUGAAAAGCUACCAUAAAUAUGAAGUUCACUCAAUGAGAAUCCGGAAGAUUGAGUUCCUACCAGGCGACGAACGAUUCUUGAGUGGUUGUGAAGAUCGACUGAUCAAAUUGCAUUCGAUGAGUGAUUUUGCUCAUGAAGCAGAUCCGACUCGUUCGACGAAAGCGGUGAGAGUUUAUUCAGCUCACGAUGCCCCUGUAACCGGAUUGACGAUCGAUGAAAAAUCUGGAGGAACCAGAUUCGCUAGUGCUUCUUCUUCGUCACAGAUUUUCAUCUGGCACAUCGAACUGACCACUCCAAUCAUGUCUAUCGUUAACGAUCACACUUCUGCAAUUGGUGCUAUGUCAUUCUCGCCAACUAGCCGGCAUUUGCUGUCCGGUGGUGAUGAAGGAAUGUUGCAGAUUUUCUAUAUUCCUGGAGUUGGAGAGGAAAGCCCUCAGCACAUGGUCUUCUACCCCACAGUUGAGCAGGCAAAAGCGGAGACGGAGCAUUUGGAAGAUCCCUAUUAUCAACAGGAAAAUGAACCACCAAGUGACUACAGUCAAUCAGCAGCUGAAAGUCAACAAUACUAUACGCAGCAAGGAGAGGAAGCCAGUGAUUAUCAGCCAGAAGACUCCUCAACUGCUCAGUAUCAAGAGUACAACCCGUACGCAGAACCACGUACUCCACCACAAGAAGAGGAAGAUAUUGGAGAUUAUGUUUAUAACACCACUGUGCCGGUGGAGCAAAAUGGAGCAUCCCCACAAUCAAAUGAGUACAAUCCAGAAGUAUGA